AAUCAUGUUCCCCAAUUCCCAUGGCAACUGAAAAUAUUUGAAAAUGGAUCUUGAACCAGUAUUUACAUUUGUGCCUCUAUCAAAUAAAACUUAUAAUGGAAUACACGACAAGAAUAUACAACAAUUACUUAUGAAGUGGGGCAUGAAAGAUAACAUUAACAUUCAAAACUUCGCAUUCAAUGAAUCAUUUCAUUCAUACCACAAAUAUCAUUUAGUGGAGGCCUUUUUUAAAGAUGAAGCUGUAGCGAAAGCAUUGAAACUUAAAAAUGGCAACAAGUGGAUUCCUGAAGAAAUAACUGCUUCUUCUGUUGAAGUUAAACAACUUCAAUGUUCAGUUUUAAGUAUGGCAUUUUUUGACAAAUUAAGAAAUUCUGACAAUAAUAUUGUUCAUAAAUCUGGUGCCAUUCGUAAAAGAUGUGAUGAAGAAAUUGAAGAUUUUUUAGUAGCUGAUAAUCUUCGAGUGAUGUUAUUAAAUGAAUCAAGUGACGAAUACGGCUUGUAUACACAAAAUGAACGAGAGGAAUUCAUUUUUGUCAUAUUUCAAAUGCUAGUCUUGGGUGGAAUUUUAUGUCAAUAUGAAGACAACAUUCAACACUAUUUGGACACAACAAAAACAAUUUAUAAGGACCUAAUUAGUGUUGAAAUCCAAGAAGAAACACACGAAUUGCAUGUAACUACAAUGGUGAUGAAAGUAGAAGUGAAAAAUUCCCGAGGUGAAUCAUAUUUCCCACGAAAUCCUUCUCACAAGCAAAAUCUUGGUUUCUUAUUAAUAGAACCUUCAUCGAGACAAAUUACAACUGUACUUCAUCAAUUUAGUUGUUGAAUUUUGAAAAGCUCACCUUCCAUCUUUUCGAUGAUAGAAUAAAUAAAAUUUGACACACAUAAUUAUUCUA
Messenger RNA from Leptopilina heterotoma, 893 nucleotides. RefSeq names its product cilia- and flagella-associated protein 300-like. The transcript is spliced from 6 exons. NCBI's taxonomy places the organism in Eukaryota, Metazoa, Arthropoda, Insecta, Hymenoptera, Figitidae. The record is from RefSeq and is a predicted model, not a curated record. The coding region runs from base 44 to 823 and encodes 259 amino acids.